Messenger RNA from Acaulospora morrowiae, 1359 nucleotides. The record is from the annotation of a GenBank genome assembly. Lineage: Eukaryota; Fungi; Glomeromycota; Glomeromycetes; Diversisporales; Acaulosporaceae.
AUGGCGGGAUACUCUUUAAUCCAGGAUGAUGAAAUCUAUUCCCAAACUUCAGACAGUGUAUUAUCGGGUGAUAUUCAUAGAGAUAGUUUUUCGGAUCAAGCACCUCUUCUCGAGGAUGUGGAAGAAGAUUCUGAAGUUCAAUAUGGAAGUGCCAGUCACUUUUCUUGUGCUAUAAAUCUUUCUAAUACUAUUCUUGGUACAGGAAUGUUGGCAAUGCCAGCGGCCAUUGCAUCAACUGGUCUUUUGUUAGGUAGCAUAAUGAUUUUUUAUGCAGCCUCAGCUUCUGCUCUGGGUCUUUACUUUUUAUCACUUGCGGCCGUUAGUACAAAAGGACGCAAUUCAUCAUUUUUCGCAGUAUCAAAACUGACUUAUCCCAAAGCUGCCUUAUUCUUCGAUAUUGCAAUUGCCAUAAAAUGUUUUGGCGUUGGAAUUUCAUAUCUCAUUAUAAUUGGAGAUUUGAUGCCUCAGAUAGUUGACUCACUAGUUGGUAGUGAAAAGGCCGCCGUAUUCAUAGACCGCCAGUUUUGGAUAACUAUAUUCAUGAUAAUAAUUGUGCCCUUGGCGUUUCUUAAAAGACUGGAUUCCCUCAGGCACACCAGUCUUAUCGCUCUUUUAGCAGUAAUUUACUUAUUGUUUAUCGUUAUAUAUUACUUUUUUGGACCCGAGUAUCAAGCACCACCGAAGGACAAGAUACAUUUAAUUAAAUUUUCCUCACAAUUUUUCACAAAUUUGCCAAUUUUUGUAUUUGCUUUUACAUGCCAUCAGAAUAUAUUUUCUAUAUAUAAUGAGCUUGAAGAUAAUAGUCAAAGUAGCAUUAAUGGCGUGAUCAUUGGUUCCAUUGGCACCACAUCGAUGAUUUAUCAAGUAAUUGGGAUAUUGGGAUAUCUCAGCUUUGGGGAUGAUGUGUCAGCUAAUAUAAUAUCAAUGUAUGAAUCGAGCACAAUCGUUACUAUUGGUCGUAUUGCAAUCGUAAUUCUAGUACUUUUCUCCUAUCCACUCCAAGCUCAUCCAGCUCGUGCAUGUUUAGACAAAGUGCUUCUGUCUUUACAGUCAAGACCUGACAAAAUUCCAAGAUCACCAUCAGGGAUAAGAUAUAUUCUAUUGACUAGCGGGAUUUUAAUAGGAAGUUAUAUAAUAGCUAUGCUUGUAUCUGAAUUAGAUAUAGUGCUCGCGUUCGUUGGAUCUACGGGUUCGACUUCAGUUUCAUUCAUCCUUCCUGGCCUAUUUUAUUACAAACUCAAUGAAAACUCACCAUGGGAUACUAGAAAAAUAUUAUCUGUAUGUCUAGCAACUUAUGGAAUAUUCGUGAUGACCAUCUGUUUAACAUCAAAUAUAUAUCGAGUUUCAUACGCCCUUUAG